UGCUGUGGUACAAACUCUCUUCUUUCUGACAGGAAGCCUACUAGACAUGGCCCGGCUGGAUGUGACUGAGACUGUCGAGGGCGUCUUCUUCCCUGGACACCUGCACACCCAGGACUCCCUGCAGCAGGCCCGGGGCUUUCACUUCCAGGAUUCGGACACACUCAUCGUCACUUACCCCAAGUCAGGCACCACGUGGAUGCAGGAAGUGGUGACUCUAGUAAGUAGGCGAGGGGAUCCCCAGAAGUCCCAGACUGUGCCUAACUGGGAGCGGGCGCCCUGGCUGGAGCAGUACUACAGCAGCCAGGUGGUAGGGGCCUCCCAGGGCCCACGUCUUCUCACCACACACCUGCCAUACAGCUUUCUGGGAAACGCGUUGCAGGGCUCCAAAGCCAAGGUGAUCUACGUGAGCAGGAACCCCAAAGAUGUGGCAGUCUCUUUUUACCACUUCCACAAGAUGGCUAACUUCCUCCCUGAGCCUGGUUCCUUUAAAGACUUUCUGGACAGGUUUCUGGAAGGCACAGUUCACUACGGAUCUUGGUUUGAUCAUGUGAAAGGCUGGACCAGUCAAGUCGACCUUGUGGACAAUUUCCUUUAUAUCUCCUAUGAAGAGAUGUGGCUGGACCUGCGAGGGUCCAUAGAGAAGGUGAGCGCUUUCCUGCAGCAGCCCCUAGUGGACGAGGAGCUCAAACGCUGCCUCUGUCACUGCAGCUUCAGCAGCAUGAAGGAGAACCGUAUGGUGAACUAUACCCUGGUCCCUCAGGACAUCAUGGACCACAACAAGGGAACCUUCAUGAGGAAAGGUCAAAUUGGAGACUGGAGAAACACCUUCUCAGAAGAGCAGAACUGUCACUUCGACACGGUUUUCAGCACCAAGAUGAAGGACUGUCUUCUGAACUUUGUGUGGGAAGGGCCUGUGAGGGAAGGUGUUUCCUUAUGAGAGGAGACGUUCUGAGGAUGAAAAGCCCCUGGAGACAGCAAAGCCAGCUGUCCUCCACUCAGCCUACUACCUGGUCUCAUCCAGAUCACAUGGACAUUACGAGGGGAGCCUGAUUUAAUACAGCUGAUUGGUUACUGCCCUUCAUCUCUUCUUUACUACAGCUGCAGAAUUUCUCAGAUAAACUUUCACUGAUUCCCUUAGUUUCCCUUAGUUUUUUCAAAUUAAUUUGGUUUUAAAAGGAUGAUUUGUUAUUUGUAAUACCCAGACCCAAAGCAACUACUUUCUUAUUUCUGAAAAUCACAACCUUUCAAACCAUUAAAAAACUUUUUUAUUAAUGUAAA
Hypomesus transpacificus is the source of this 1278-nucleotide messenger RNA. RefSeq names its product sulfotransferase family 5A, member 1 (gene sult5a1). Gene Ontology annotation, molecular function: sulfotransferase activity. Gene Ontology annotation, biological process: sulfation. The record is from RefSeq and is a predicted model, not a curated record. NCBI's taxonomy places the organism in Eukaryota, Metazoa, Chordata, Actinopteri, Osmeriformes, Osmeridae. Gene Ontology annotation, cellular component: cytoplasm. The transcript has 6 exons. The coding region runs from base 47 to 937 and encodes 296 amino acids.